Messenger RNA from Pollicipes pollicipes, 2423 nucleotides. RefSeq lists its product as uncharacterized. Lineage: Eukaryota; Metazoa; Arthropoda; Thecostraca; Pollicipedomorpha; Pollicipedidae. The record is from RefSeq and is a predicted model, not a curated record. The coding region runs from base 248 to 1858 and encodes 536 amino acids. The transcript has 7 exons.
AGUGGCGAGCAGCGAGCGGCGCGCGGGAGCGGCACGCGGGAGCGGCACGCGGGAGCGGCCAGCAAGCCGGGCAACGACCUUCGGGAGGAGAGUUGGCACCGAGGACACCAUGGUGUGACAGACUUCUGCUGUCCAGCUGCUUCGUGCUAUGUUUAUGGCCUUCGACGCAGCAUCUUCUCUUCACGGAUUUUUCGUCCCGUCCUUUUAACAUCACGCCGAACCGGUGGCGCUAGUGACCAGCCGUGAGAUGGCGGCACCAGAGACAUUACGGGUGGCCGCCAACGUGUUGCGCCUCAAAGGCCGCACGCUGCUGGUGCCAGCGCUGGCCACCACAGUGCUGCUCGUGAUGCUGGUGGUGGGCCGGUGGACGGUACCUGCACCAGCGGCACGGACCGGAGCUGGGCUGGUGUGGCGGCGCGCGGCGCUGGGCAGCGAGCACAGCGAUGACGCGGGGCCGGCAGACCGGCGUCAGGCCGCCCCCGCCGCCCUGCACAACGCCGCCAGGCGGAGCUACGUCUCCGGCCAGCGGUUUGUGGACUUUGACCCGUCGGAGGGAGUGGACACGAGAGAGAGGAUCGUGUCCGGCCCCACAGUGGCGCUCGUGUCCGCACCCUCCACGGUACUCGAGCCCGCACCCUCUGCGGUGCCCUCGUCCGCACCCUCUGCGGUACUCGUGCCCGUACCCUCCACGGUACUCGCGUCCGCACCCUCUGCGGUGCCUGCGUCCGCGGCAGACGUGCGUUCGCCGGCGACAGUACGCGACAGGACGUUCGCACGCGAGACGGUGACUCGGGCGCCCGGUAACCGGCUGGUCGACCGGGACCUGUUCGCGCCGAACGCGGCGGCGCGUCCGCUGCUGGGCCUGAAACUGAGCGGGUCCACCAUCGGGCCAGGCCGAAGCGGGCCGCCGGCCGCCUCUUCGCCGGGUGCGGCGGCGUCCCCAGCGCCCGGGCCGGCAGCGGAGCCUGGCUCGGCGACGGCCCAGUACCAGCUGCCGGGCUGCGCGUGCCGGCGCUCCUACGACCCAGCGGCGGUGCGCCGGCUCAACGGCACGCGCUCCAGCUGCGGCGGCUUCGCCGACCUGCGUGGCCCGGGACAGAACGUCAUCUCGUUCAGCUUUUACGGCAACGCGUCAAGCGUGUUCUUCGGCGGGAUUGAGGCGAAUCUGCGCGAGGUGCCGAGCGUCUACCCCGGCUGGGUGGUGCGCGUGUACCACGACAUCGACCUCAGCCAGCCGGGCCAGAGCCAGCUCGUCUGCCGCGUGGCAUGUCGCUACGACAACGUGGACUUCUGCGACGUGCGCAGCCUGCCCGGCCUCGGGGAUCUCAGUAAAAAGUUCGGCAUGAUCUGGCGGUUCAUGCCGCUGGCCGACGACACCGUGGAGCGCUUCAUCGUCCGCGACCUCGACUCGCUCAUCGGAUCGCGUGAGCGGGCGGCGGUGGACGAGUGGAUCGCCUCCAACAAGACGUUCCACGCCAUGCGGGACGCGCCUGCGCACGGCACCGAGAUCCUAGGCGGCAUGUGGGGCGGCUGGAACAGGCACAACGACAUCUACCGGCGCGUCCGCCAGCGCAUCAUCAACUCCACCCAGUGGAAGUUCAAGGGUCUGGACCAGCGCGUGCUGACGGUGGUCUGGACGGUGGUCCUCUGGCCUCAUAUCGUCAAGCAUCGCGACCUCAUCGCGCACGACAGCUACCUCUGCUGGUACUACCCCAUGUCCAAGCCGUUCCCCACGCAGCGCAAGAGCCCGCACGACUUCGUCGGUUCUCCCAGCCUGAUAGACAAGGGGUUUCGCCUGAAGACGCACUGCUCCUAUUUCUGCCGACCACGGGACCACAAGGACUGGGUCUGGUGCUGACGACGGGCUCGAGCCGUGCUGUUCUGGUGCUAAUCUGGUGCUGAUUUGUGCCGAUCUAGUGCUGAUCUGACGCUGAUCUGGUGCUUAUUUGGUGCCGGUUGGUGCUGAUCUGAUCAGUGCUGGUCUCAUGCUCAUCUGAUGCUUAUGUGGUGCUUCGCUGAGCUGGCUUCGCUCCAGUGCUAAUCUGAUGCCGAUAUGGCGCAAUAGGGUGCUUCUUGAUUUACCAUGAGACCGGACCAUGCAGCAUGUAGCAUCGCGGGGAUAUCUCCGAGUUAGGUGGACAUCACCAAAUGAAAUGAAGCCCUGCAACAAUGACGACGUCUUCUAAAAUAAUGUGGAGAGCUUCAGAGGUUUGGCCUCCUUGGUGGCCAUUUGACCCUUGCCCCAUGGCUUGCCCAGUACGCAACACCCAUGGUUAGCACGGUGUUUUUAAAGUCUUUCUUCCAACUCGAUUUGGGAAGAGUCCAACCCUAGUUCCAAAUCAGCCCCAGAUCAGCAAAAUAUUUGCGCCAAAGCAGCGAAAAACCUGCCCCAGAUCAGCAACAGAUCAGCGCCAGAUCAGCAA